Messenger RNA from Spathaspora passalidarum NRRL Y-27907, 1776 nucleotides. RefSeq names its product GTPase-activating protein (gene SST2). The coding region runs from base 1 to 1776 and encodes 591 amino acids. NCBI's taxonomy places the organism in Eukaryota, Fungi, Ascomycota, Pichiomycetes, Serinales, Debaryomycetaceae. The transcript has a single exon. The record is from RefSeq and is a predicted model, not a curated record. Gene Ontology annotation, biological process: intracellular signal transduction.
AUGAUUAUACUGGCAUCUAUACGAUCAAGUCCAGUUUUCCACGAUGUGGUUCUAAAUAAGUUCCGAAUAGCACCUAAUGGAGAAAUAUACGAAAGGGAUAUCAAAGAUAUGUUUGCUAUGUUGAUAAUCCAUCUUGAUUUGAAAUCCAUAAAGUCUAAAAGGUUUGUUUCACUUACCAAGACGUUUCCAUACUGUUUUGAUUGUAAUACUGCUGUCAAAAAGAUGAAAGAUAUGAGUAUAUCUAUUGAAGUAUCAAAAAUUGUAACCCGUAUUUCAUACAAGCUACAUCCAGAAGUUUCCUUAUCACUUCUAUCGAAAUUUUACAGGUCGAAAUUUUUACACUCGCCUGUUGAACGGACUGCAAGUGAAUUAACUGGAAAUAUGGUAUUUCAACCCACACCAAAGGGAUUGGCGAUUGUACAGGCAUUUUGUGAAAGAAAUGGUAUGAAGAAGUGUAACCUUCCAGAAAUUUUGAAUAGUAAUUUCAACAGCAUGGAGUUAUUUUGCUUUGAAAGAGAUUGGGAGUCUGAUAAGGUUCUAUAUUCUAAAUAUCUUCUUCAUUUGUUGUUUUCAAGUCUAAUGGGACCCAAACCUAACGUUUGGAGCCUGUCAAAUGAACAAGAUCCACUUCCAAGUAGUCAAGCAGAAGAUCAUAGAUUAAGUACAGAAUUCCAAACUGCAAAGAGUUUUCAAGAGGUGGAAGGAUUCAGUUUUGUUCAAUUUCGAUCAGCUCCCUCUAUGAGCCCAGGCCAACUUUCACCACAACCAAACAGUUGGUCAAAAACAAGUAAAAAUGAGGUGAGCCCCUUUCAUCAUCGUUACUUUACUAAUCCUGAAUCGGAUGCACAUAUUCAGUAUUAUGUAUCGUCAGUUGGUGUUAGACUAUUUAAAGAUAAAACUUUCCAUUUACCAAAAGAGAAAAAAUUGGUUGUUGAUUAUAGUAUGAGUGGUAAAGCAAUCUGUCAGUGGCUCUUGGAUUGUACUGAUGUAUUAAACAUAAGGCAGGCAAAGGAUAUUGCUGAUUCGAUUUUAAAGAAUAAGCUAAUCAAGCAAAUAGCACCAGAUCAACUGUCGGGUGGGCAUUUUUCUAGUACCAGAAACCUGUAUUAUACCAUAACAGAACUGGGACUUCUGGUAAGUCAAUGGGAUAAAUGCCCCAAGGCUCAUUUUGAGUUCCUAACUGGUAAACAUUCUGGCAAACAACUCACUCUAGAAGACAUCUUAAAGGAUCCGGGAAUGAGAUUGCAAUUUAGAAUGCAUCUUAAUCGAGAGUAUUGUUUGGAAAAUCUUGAGGCGUAUAUGCAUUUAAAAUAUUUUGAUAAGAUCUUGAAUAACUAUAAGAAGCUAUUGAAAUAUGUGCAUGAAAGAAGUUUUAGAGAUGAGAUGGUGGCUCAAAAAAUAGACAGGCGAUUGCAACAGCUUAAAAGAACAUGUUCCACUUUGGCAUAUCAGAUAUUUAUAACAUAUUUGAGCGAUGGAGCUCCUUCCGUUGUUAAUAUUGCUUAUAAAUUAAAAGCCAGCAUUUCAGACAUCUUUAUUAGUACGACUCAGAGUAAUAUUUCGGAACUCUUAUUGAAUGAACCGAACCAAACAGACACUGAGGAGGAUAUACCGACGAGCGAUAUAAGCUCCUUCGUUCAACUUCAUGACGAAUCGAUCAAACUUUUAUCAGAUGUUUCUGUCUUGUUCUCUCAAGUCAGUAACCAUCUUUAUCGAUUGAUGGAAGUUGAUUCAAUGCCCAGGUUCUUGAAGGGACUUUCAAAUAGAAACCACUAG